ACACACACACACACACACACACAUACGGAGCAGUAUCCCUUCUUGUGACAAACCCAUAGACAUGACAGAGAAAAUAAACAGCAAGAUGAACAGAUGGACAGAAGCAGGAAGGGAGGGGCCGAGUGACUGACAGAGAGCGAGAGGGAGAGAAAGAAAGAAGAAAAAGAGAGAGAGAGAGAGAGAGAGAGAGAGAGAGAGAGAGAGAGAGAGAGAGAGAGAGAUGAAGCAUCACUAAACAGGUCACAAGGUGGGAUUUAAUCUCCAUGUUCAUGGCUCCUGCUCACACUGCCAAAUGAAGCAUCUCAGCCUGCACCUACAGCGGACAGUACCAGCAGUGAUGUGGAGCAUCUGGUUUAUACUUUUCUUUCUAUUACCCGGAGAAGCUCAGGCCAGUGAUUUGUCAUGUGUAAACGACUACAUUUACACCAUCACAUGUGAGUGGAACAGUACUGCCUGGCUCACGAGCCGAAACUGCACACUUCACUCGAUUAGAGACACCUUUCAGGGCAAGAAGGAAAAGAUCUGUUCCCUGAACACCACAAGAAGCUGCUCGGUUACUUUGUCAAAUAUAAUAAGCUUUACCACAGAGAUCGAGCUGUAUGUGUUGUGUAAUCAGACCUGGAUGGACGGAGUGAAGAGCUACCGCCCCAGCCAACACGUUAAGCUCCGCCCUCCUGGGAAGCUGAAGAUCAAUAGGACGCUCCUGAUGUGGAGUCUAGAAGCGAACUUCCCAGAAUUCAUCAAGAACUACUUGUUCGAGCUGCAGGUCAAAGACAAGCAGCAGAGCUGGGAGGAAGUUAAGCCGAUUCAGGUAUAUGGCAUGUCUAUGUCAGUGGCUAAUUCCUCGAUGUGUGCGAGGGAGUGUGAGGCACGAAUCCGCAUCAAACCCCUCGAAACGAAGUCCACAGACCAAAUCCGGGGAAUCUGGAGUGACUGGAGCUCAGUCGUGACCUGGAAAACCAGUAUCUCCAACACCAUUAACUUCUCUCAGCCAGAAGUCACAGGAAUAAUGGUGGGGUUUGCAGUGCUGGUCCUCAUUCUUCUCAUCCUCACUCCACUCUCCAUCUACCGACACAAAUGUGGGCUGAAGAUGGGCUGCGAGCACAUUCCAGACCCCUCGACGUACUUUCAGCCUCUCAUCAUCGAGCACAAAGGAAACUUUCAGGCAUGGUUGGGUUCCCAGCACUCAACUUCUUUGUUCCUUCCUUCACAAUCAUUUAAUUGUGAAAUCUCUCCCAUCGAUGAAGUCUCUGAAGCAUGGGGCAGCCCUCUAACGGCCAGCACCCUAUUCCUCUACACUAAUCAAACAGCAACCCUGCAGCAGCAAAUGAUGGACACCAGUCAACUCUCCUCCGGCGUCUCGAACAUGGGGUACUUCUACAGUGAGCACCAGCCAGGCUCCGUGUGCGUGGACUCCUGCCCCGUCUACUUCUCUUACCACCCUGAAGGCGGCUCGCUCCAGACCAGCAUGUCUUACGAGCGUUUGCAGGGGACGGAGCCGACAAGCCCGGAUUCUGGCUUUGGCAUGGAAGCAGAAAAAGAAGAAGACGAUUAUGAAGAAGACGAUGAAGACGCCACCACAGGAAACGGAGCCAACGAAUGCAGCGGGAUCAACAUGCAGCACCUGGUCUCGUUUGUUUUGUCCAUGCCCGAGAGCUCAAGAGUCACCGUCCCACCAUGUUUCGCACAGCUCACACCCUGGCACGAGGAAGCCGAAUCUCCCGGGACCAGUGUGAACUCUGAGUCUCAGGACAGCCCUGCUGUUCGACCCUCGUCCAUGGUGGUGCAGCCAUGCAACAGUGGCUAUUUAACCCUGAAGGAGAUGCAGAAAUACAGCAACAAAUCCAUCUAAAUGCUUAGUGAUCUAAGUCAUCUCUAAGUAUUUUGUGUAAUGUAAAUUUGUUCCAAAGUGUGCGUUAAUUUUUCAGCAUGAGUUUUCUUCCAGAAUAUCAGCAGGAGUUCAAGACUUCAUCAAAACUUUAUUGAUCUAUUACCUAAUGCAGACAUUCCUUCAUCCCCAAGUUCAUCAACUUUGGGAAUUUCAGUCAAAGUAUUAGUGAAGCUAUGUAGCUAACUUAAAUCUGAGGAUCGAUGCUGCCUAGUCAAUCAUUCAAACAAAUCUUUGUUCAGUUGUGUAGGUUAUUGAUCUUAGAAAUAAUGGUUGUUGUUGGACAUAGUAUCAUGCUAGCUAGGUGAGAUACUUUGUAUCACAGGUUCAGUUGGAGACUCUUUGAUUUUAACCAUGGUACAUUUCACAGUUUUUCUCAGUUGCUUUGGAGCGUUUCUCAGAUCAGAAAUGAAAUUCUCAAAACUACUUGUUGAACCUCCACAUCAUUUAGUCACUUGUGCUCAUCAUAAGAACAUUUCUCGUUG
Messenger RNA from Silurus meridionalis, 2373 nucleotides. RefSeq names its product interleukin 2 receptor, beta (gene il2rb). The record is from RefSeq and is a predicted model, not a curated record. The coding region runs from base 293 to 1852 and encodes 519 amino acids. Lineage: Eukaryota; Metazoa; Chordata; Actinopteri; Siluriformes; Siluridae. The transcript is spliced from 10 exons. Gene Ontology annotation, biological process: cytokine-mediated signaling pathway; immunoglobulin mediated immune response. Gene Ontology annotation, molecular function: protein binding; cytokine receptor activity. Gene Ontology annotation, cellular component: external side of plasma membrane.